AAGGAGGCAGACUCGAGAGCCAUGGAGAGCCAGAGGGAUCGCUCUUCCCUGGGGUGGUGGUCGCUGGUGCUACUGCUGCUGGGCCUGUUGGUCCCCCCGGCUACCACCCAGGUCUUCAGCUACCAGGAGGCAGUGCUCCGUGCCGUGGAUGGCCUCAACCAGCGGUCCCCAGAUGCUAAUCUCUACCGUCUCCUGGAGCUGGACCAGAAACUCCAGGGAGAUGAUGACCCAAACACCCCAAAGCCUGUGAGCUUCCUGGUGAAGGAGACUGUGUGCCCUUGGACGACACAGCAGCCACCCGAGCAGUGUGACUUUAAGGAGAAUGGGCUGGUGAAACAGUGUGUGGGGACAGUGACCCUGGACCAGAUGAGGGGCUCUUUUGACAUUAGCUGCGAUGAGCCUCAAAGUGUCAAGCUAUUUGGAAAAGUGGGUGAUUUCCUUAAAAGAGGUGGGCAGAAGAUUGGUGAAAAGAUUGAGAAAAUUGGCAAGAGGAUCAAGGAUUUUUUCCAAAACCUUAAGCCCAGGGAAGAGGCCUAAGGUCUGUUUUGCCCUGGCUCAGACUUCUGAAAUCUGAAAAAUAAAUUCUUGUGAAAGCAA
Molecule: messenger RNA, 597 nt
Organism: Condylura cristata (star-nosed mole)
Lineage: Eukaryota; Metazoa; Chordata; Mammalia; Eulipotyphla; Talpidae
Gene: CAMP
Product: cathelicidin antimicrobial peptide
Exons: 4
Coding region: 22-537 (171 amino acids)
Biological process (GO): defense response to Gram-negative bacterium; antimicrobial humoral immune response mediated by antimicrobial peptide; innate immune response
Cellular component (GO): extracellular region
Molecular function (GO): lipopolysaccharide binding
Source: RefSeq, a predicted model, not a curated record